AUGUCACGACACGAUAAGUUUCCAGCUCUACUGCUAGGCGAAAAGGCCGUUAGGGAGAGGUGUGUGUUAUCAUCCGAAGUCAAGGCUAGCGAAAUGGAUGCAUCGGUGGCCUUGCCGCCGCCGAUACGUUGCCUCUCCCAUAUGCACUCGGCACUCCUCAAUAUGCCUAUCAAGUCCUGGCAAGGCAAUUUGUUCGUUGGCGUUCGUCAGCCGCCGCAUUUGUCGUCGAAGGAUUCAUCUGAGAAGAGUCGCCGCCCGCCCCCAACUUGGUCGGAGUUCGCCGUGAGAGUUGACUGGGAUAUGAAACCAAACCAUUGGAUGACAGAUCAGGAAGGCUUCUGGAAGACUUCUAUGCCCGUCAUGCACUCUUAG
This is a messenger RNA of Fusarium poae, 372 nucleotides long. RefSeq lists its product as uncharacterized. NCBI's taxonomy places the organism in Eukaryota, Fungi, Ascomycota, Sordariomycetes, Hypocreales, Nectriaceae. The coding region runs from base 1 to 372 and encodes 123 amino acids. The record is from RefSeq and is a predicted model, not a curated record. The transcript is spliced from 2 exons.